Colletotrichum paranaense is the source of this 1611-nucleotide messenger RNA. RefSeq lists its product as uncharacterized. NCBI's taxonomy places the organism in Eukaryota, Fungi, Ascomycota, Sordariomycetes, Glomerellales, Glomerellaceae. The record is from RefSeq and is a predicted model, not a curated record. The coding region runs from base 1 to 1611 and encodes 536 amino acids. The transcript is spliced from 5 exons.
AUGUUUGACUCGGAGCGUCGCGAGAUUUUGGAGCGGAAAGACCGGUCACAAUGGUCUCCAGGAGAUGGACACCUCGCGUACUUGGAAGCGUGGGAGGACGGCGAUUUUGAAGAGGUGCCCGUUCUUGCUGGGCCUCUGGAAGACUUCGAAGUUGAUGAUUGGCUUCGUCAAAGGGGCAAAUUUUCACCCGCAGGUCGACAGUCCCGUCCAAGGGCACAAGUCCGUAUACUGCUAUGCGAACGUUUAGGAUUUCGACCUCUGGAGUUCGCUAUGAGCCGUAAAUCUUUUCUUUCGGUCGAACACGUUUUUGGGCUGCCCUCUGUGUCUCUACCGAUAUUGGAGGGGAACACAGGAACCCAACACGCUCAUCUGAAAUACAAAAAAGACUUGAGCGGUCGGUCGUUAACCUCGCUCGAGGCAUUAGUCCUAACAAUAAAACAGCCUCAGAUGUUCCAGCUUGGAAAUCUAGGCAUGGCAAUGUCCCACCAUUUUGAGACCCGCACAACUCUUGCCUUCAUUCACGGCUGGGACAUCUUCUCCAACAAGUUAAAAUUCACCAAGAAACCAAUUGCACCUCACAUUGAAGCUAUUCAGGAGAUACUCAAGUCAUCACGGAGACUCCUGUCUCAUCCCCUACUUCUCCCCACCUUGUUCCUCCGACGGCAUUUGACCAGAGCAGAGGACAUGAGAAGGCAGCUGAGCUCCAUGACAGCGGAAAUUGAAAAGGCUAUCGGGGUCACCCAGACAGCUCGGCUUUCCGGGAGAACCGUCCAGGAUCAACGCAUUGUGGAAGAAGUGAAGGCUAUGGUCUUGGGCGAGAAGCCGAGGAUUCACACGACCGCACGGAUUAGCACCACGGCCACUGAUGUAAUCAAUAUGAAGGGGACUCUCGAGUGGGACGAAGAAUACGUCAAAUUUCUCCGCCGUGUCAAUGACGAUGUCAAGGCUCACCCUCACGAGGCACAUACGCCCCCGGAGGCAGAUCUGCAGCUCUGCGGCUUCAUCGACCUUCUGGAGCGAGAUGCGCAGUCUAUCUCAUCAUAUGCAACCAGGAUGCAGUCCAGACUGGAACUUCAAUUCAACGUGCUCUACAAUCUCAUCGCCCAAGCCGGGAAUAGCCUCAAUAUGCAGCAAUCAACACAAGCCGGGCAAGUCGCAGCGCAAGCCGGAAUGGACAGCACAGCUAUGAAGACAAUGGCAGUGGUGACGAUGAUAUUCCUUCCUCCAACCUUUGUAGCCGUGCCCAGCACUGCUGGCAUAUAUUCACGAAGCACCGCUGACCAGUUUUCUCGACAGACAAUUUUUAGCAUGUCCUUUUUCAACUGGCAAGCUUCAUCGUCAAGCGGCGAUGACGGCGGUGCCGAGCCCACCGUCGUGCCACAGUUUUGGAUCUACUGGGCCGUCAGCUUGCCCUUGACCAUCGCCAUCGUGAUUGGCUGGCGAGUGUGGUGGCAUUUUCAGAAGGCUUAUUAUGAGACCAAGUUUCUGACACCAGAGGAGCACGUAGUCUAUGAAGAUAGACGCCGUGGCAAGAGCCGUGAGAGGAGCCGUGAGAGGAGCCGCGACAGGACUCAUGACCCGAGGCGACGGCGGUCACGAUAUCAAGUAUGA